Aspergillus nidulans FGSC A4 is the source of this 1545-nucleotide messenger RNA. RefSeq names its product flavin-containing monooxygenase. NCBI's taxonomy places the organism in Eukaryota, Fungi, Ascomycota, Eurotiomycetes, Eurotiales, Aspergillaceae. The record is from RefSeq and is a predicted model, not a curated record. Bases 1 to 1545 code for a protein of 514 amino acids. The transcript has a single exon.
AUGCCAUCUAGUAGCUGGCGUGGUUAUAUAUUGUGGGCAACCCUCUGUGCUUGGAUAGCGAAGAUCUCUGGUCAAUCAAGCAAGUAUCCACAUAUUGAUAAGAUGACAUCUGCCUCGUUUGACUUUCUCAUUAUCGGGGCAGGGAUAUCCGGAAUCAAUGCUGCGUACCGUCUGCAGAGUGCGUUCCCGCACCGUCGCUUCGCCAUCCUGGAGGCACGAAAUAGCAUCGGAGGCACAUGGGAUCUUUUUCGCUACCCAGGUAUUCGAUCUGACUCGGAUCUAUAUACAUUUGGCCUUGAAUGGUUCCACUGGAAUCAGUCAAACCCCAUAGCGGAGGGAGGGGACAUCCUCAGAUACCUCAAUGAUGCGGCUGCAGCAGCGGCCAACAUCACGCAGCAUAUUCGCUUCAACACCCCCGUCAAAUCCGCCCACUGGGACGGCCAUCAGUGGACACUCGAUAUAGAAAGCAAUGGUACGGCUGAGAAACUGCGUGCCCAGUUUGUCAUUUUCGCAACCGGCUACUAUGACUACCACAAGCCUCUGGAAGCGACUAUCCCUGGCCUGCAGGAUUUCCAGGGCGAAGUGAUUCACCCCCAAUAUUGGCCCGAGAAGUUUGAUGCCCUUGGAAAGAAGAUAGUAAUAAUCGGCAGUGGGGCGACAGCUGUGACGUUGGUCCCAUCCCUCGCUGAGGAUGCCUGUUCGGUGACGAUGUUACAGCGAAGCCCGACAUAUCUUGCCUCUGUCCCCAAUGCACGCCGCCAACCGCAGUGGGCCAGCCUGAUCCCAAAGUCCGUGUUGUACUACAUUCGCCGCUGUUGGUACUUGACGGUGCCUCAGUUAUUUUAUCAGUUUUGUCGAAAGUUUCCUGCUGUCGCGAAAUUCGUGCUCCAAAAUGGCAUGAAGGCGCAGCUUCCUCAUAACACGCCCCUCGCUCCUCAUUUCAGCCCUCGCUACAAUCCCUGGCAGCAAAGACUCUGUUUCUGUCCAGAUGGAGACUUCUUCAGGGCCCUCAGAUCCACAAAAGCCAGGGUCGAAACUGGAGUGAUCGAACGGGUUGAGGAGGAUGGUAUCCAACUGGUCUCAGGUAAGAGACUCGACGCCGAUGUCAUUGUCACUGCAACCGGCCUGCAGAUGCAGCUUUUCGGCGGUAUUCCCAUCUAUAUCAACGGUGAGAAGCUGGAUCCAUCGCAGAAGUAUAUGUGGAAUGGCCUGAUGCUGGAGGAUCUACCGAAUGCGAUUCUUGUUAUGGGGUUUAGCAAUGCUUCCUGGACACUUGGGGCCGACCUCGCUAUGCGGGUCACCUGCAAGAUCGUGGAGCAUAUGAACCGUCAAAGUUUGACGUUUGUGAUGCCAACCCUAGGCGAGAAACGAACUUGCAUACAGACCCGAACAGUCAUGGACCUCACAUCUACGUACAUCAAGCGCGCCGCAAAGGACAUGCCGAGAGCCUCUGAACGAAGGCCGUGGGUGUCGCGAGUUAGCUACUUUUCUGAUCUUUACUUUGCAACCUUUGGCGAUUUUACCGACGGCCUGGCUUUUUCUUGA